Messenger RNA from Aspergillus fijiensis CBS 313.89, 2329 nucleotides. RefSeq names its product putative HMG box transcriptional regulator. The record is from RefSeq and is a predicted model, not a curated record. Gene Ontology annotation, biological process: anatomical structure morphogenesis; cell differentiation; negative regulation of transcription by RNA polymerase II. Gene Ontology annotation, molecular function: RNA polymerase II cis-regulatory region sequence-specific DNA binding; DNA-binding transcription factor activity, RNA polymerase II-specific. The transcript has 4 exons. NCBI's taxonomy places the organism in Eukaryota, Fungi, Ascomycota, Eurotiomycetes, Eurotiales, Aspergillaceae. The coding region runs from base 186 to 2207 and encodes 673 amino acids.
UUCCUUUCUUUCGUCUCGAAUACCGAAUUCUAUCCUCUAUAAUUCUUUCCCACCCCCCUUCUGCUCUCUUUCAGCGGUCGUUCCGUCCUUUCACUCCAGCUGAACCACAAUCACCAACUACACGCGCCCUUCCUUUGCUCACCUUAAGAUACUCGUCGGCCACCCCCUCUACAGCGUUUUCUUAAAUGGCUUUUGAUCGAGUUCUUCCCAAGCCCCCUGCUUUACGAUAUGAUCCUUCUUUGGCCACGCUACCUCCAUCAACCGGUAGUCUCCUUGACCAUAAGAUCAUGAACGACGGCUACUCGAAAAUGCCUGUGAUGGACCAUCACCAUCGCGAUGUCGCUUCGUUCGUAGCACCUCGCCGGUGGGCCGACAGCUUCACCCAUACGCAUAUGGCCCACAAUCGGCACAAGAUAGCCAUGAACAAAACUGUACCUUCCCUGGAGGCCUCGAAACCACCGACUUUUUUGGGCACCAACCCUGUCAAAGCCUCGGCUCCGACCACGAGAGAAUCAGCGGCCAACUUUUGCCUAUGUCAGCCAGAUCCGAAGAUCCCCAGACCCAGGAACGCAUUUAUCUUGUAUCGUCAACAUUGGCAAGCAUCAGUCGUGGCUCAACAUCCGGGGCUAGCCAACCCUGAAAUCUCGAAGAUCAUCGGGGAGCAGUGGAGAAAACUGCCCCAGGACACCAAAGACACAUGGAAAGCUCUAGCAGAGGAGGAGAAAGCCCGCCAUCAGCAGCAGUAUCCGGAGUACAGAUAUCAGCCUCGUCGCUACGGCCGCGAUGGGAACUCCCGUAAUGCCAGCUCUGGCAUCAGCCAUAACCCGCCCGGCUCCACGGUCUGCAGCCGGUGCGGUGGCCGAGUUAUGAACCCGCCCGUAUCACCGGACGCGCCGCCUUUUACCCCCAGCACCUCGGGGUUCAAUAGCGUCUCCCCACAGGUCGAGACUGUCGCCGUGCGCAGCAGCCAGGCUCGGUCUAAAGACAUGGAUCGAGCCCCAAGUAUGGUCCGGAUCGCUCCCACCGGGGAGUCACAGUCACCUCGUCAGCGUCAUUUUGAGGAGAGUGGCAGCCGGUCUCCGGAUAGCAAGCGCCGCCGAUUUAAUCCCCAGGUUUCUUUCGAAAACAACAUUCAACGUGACCGGAGCCCUGAUUCUGCAUAUCCCGUCUCUCCUUACACACCUCACUCGACUGUCUCUGAUACAAGAGGGUUUCUUCAGUUGGCGCCACCUCAGAGACCCGUUCGAAAUGUUAAGGAUUUUACCCCCCCAGACCCUAGCCUCAAACUCCCUCCCCUGCAGACCACUACUAUUUCUUCUCAGCCGGGAGCUAUGACCCCGAUGACCCCUUUUGCACGGGACGGAUCUACCCUCGAAGCCACGGUCAUGACGAUCCCCUUCCUCAAUAAGAUCAAGGUCCUUGCUAAGAUAUCGCCUCCUCUCGCCCCCCCAUACCACGGCAACGCGGCACCCCGGCGGGGAGCCGUGAUUGCGGUGGAUGGGCAGGAUCCAGCUUUGGUCAAGACAAUGGUUGACCAUCUCAACAACACCCUGCAGAAGGAAGGUAGAUAUCAGACCCACACUUUCACCGGACCGGAUAUCAAUCCCCGAAAGAGCUACUCCGACUCGGAUCAGAUGGGAGACGCGACAGUCGACUACCUCAACAUCAUCUCCGAAUGGCACCGCAUCUCCGACAAGAUCAUAAACUUUGUCAAGCCGGUGCGGGCCUCGUCCGAGCCCAAGUCCGAAAAUGAAGAGCCCACGGGCGUGUCACCUCGAACGAUAGUCCCAAAGACUGCCGAAAUGCAGAUCAAUUCACCUGAACCGUCGGCGGAAGGCCAGUCGCCGUCGGUGGCUCCGACAGAAAUCAACACCAACCGGGUACCAGUUGCCCUUGUUCCUCGGUAUCAACUGACCACUGCGGACGCAUUUGCAUGCUCCGUGCAGAUAGGCGACUCGUAUGCACCACUGGAUCAUUGGCAGUGGAUGGCCUCUCUCUGGCGUGCCUGCGUAGGGCCCGACAUCACAGUCUACAUCCGAGAGUGCGAAAAGGAGGAACUGGACCGAUACGGAGGCAAUCCCGUAGAGGUCCGCCUGCAGGACGCGCGAACGAUCGUUGUGCGACGGGCGGCGUCGUCGUCCAAGGAGAUGGAGGAGAAAAUUUUGAAAAGAGUAAGCUUUGAGAUCGAGGAUUUCCUGACGCAAUGAUCGAUUCUGUAUCUUUUUCUAGCCAUUACUGAGUUUCUGAUAACUUACCCGCCCUGGAUGUAGUAUUUCCAGGCUCUCACUUUCAGCGCUCGAUGCCCAUCUUAUAUAGGUUUGUUGUUCAC